Molecule: messenger RNA, 2749 nt
Organism: Caenorhabditis auriculariae
Lineage: Eukaryota; Metazoa; Nematoda; Chromadorea; Rhabditida; Rhabditidae
Source: the annotation of a GenBank genome assembly
AUGGCGGAUUUUCACAUUAGGCGACAGUCGCCUGCCUGCCUCGAUCAAGAAAAUGAUGCCUGGGAGCCAACUUGUUGGUUUUGUCCGUAAAGGGCAGUGGAUGCUAGUGAAUGGCUUUCUCAGGGACCCGGAAGAACUAUUGUCUAUCACUUCAAGAGUUCUUGGCUCGUGCCCAAAUUCCUGAUUUCAAAAUUCGAUAAGCAGUCGGGGAAUCUAUAUGUUGUCUACAACAUCAGGAAUUUAUAUUAUUUGAUUUGUUUGAGUGUUUGAUUUUGAGAUUAAGGAAAUUAAAAAAAAAAAAACGCUUUGCAAAAGAAGAGUCCAGUUCCUACAGUAACCUGCGAUUUUUCGGGUCUAAGUUCAGUAUUUUUUGACUCUGUUAUUUUAUGUUUGAUAAUUUGAGGUUUAUUUAAUCAUGAGAAGCAAAACCUUCAGUAAUCAAAUUUUUUUCUUGUCAGCAACCAAAAAAUUUUCAAAGAUCACUGGAUUGAGCAGCUUAAUUUUUGUCCUGAUCGAUAAAAUAUCGAGACUUUUACAGUAACCUUGUUGGAAGGAAGCCAAAAAAUCAGCAGAAAGUAGAGUGGAAUAUUCGGAAGGGCAUCAAUUGUUUACGCCUUCUCGCACUGUCUUAUUUUUCGGCCGCCGCUCAAAAUGAGGCGUUUUAUUGUUAUGCUGCGAUUUUUUUGAGUUUUGGAAUAAUGGAUUUUGUAUUUCUUUUUAUUUUCAGUUACAACCGAAAUUCAAUUUUAGGUUUUGAAAUUUGUAUUCAUCUAAGGCUGUUUUUAAUAUCUCGCUUUGAUAAGGUUCAGAAGCUUAUUUCAGACGGCGAGUAGGUAGAAAAUUUUCCUUUUCGGUGAAGAAUUUUUAAGUUUCAGCUUUGGUAUUGAUUGGAAUGGAUGAAAGCUUCAAUAAUAAUCGUUGAUAUUUUAUCAAAUUCGAAAGAUAAACAUGAGAAGAAGCCAAUUUUUGUCCUAUAUUCGAAUUUCAAAUUUGGAGCUCUGUCUUAACUUCCUUGGAAUUGUAAAACUUCUACUGAAUACUACAUGUAAGCCAUCGUACAAUUGCCAAGAGAGAAAUAUGAACAAGAAGAGGAGAUGUCUCCAUCUUUACCAUACUGUCUCACUGAAAAAAACAAAUCAAAGAGUAUACUCUCCGCUGUCUGCAGACUCUCUAAUCGAUUUCGUGUCUGCCGAGCGCCGAUUAUCUCCUUUCUCUAUGUUUACCAUGCUCUCCUCCCAGGAAACGGUGCGGAGCGCGAGCGAAAAAGUGGGCGUGGCUGAGGUAUCAAGCGCAAUUUUGCCCUUGCGGAAAGCGAGCAAGAGGCUUGCGUUGCGCAAAAAAGGGGAAACAUUUGAGGGCAAGGUUACGGUGCGUUCUACGUACGUGACCACGCAAAAGUAAUACGGCCAAGCGUUUUAUUUGACGUCUGUUCUCAUUUCACUUUUUUUCAAUUCAAUUUUUUUCUUUUUGUUUUUUUAUUACGGUUCAAAAGUACGUUAAACGUUGUUUCCUUGUUUGCGGGUUGUGAGAAAGUUGGAGAAGAUGAUUCUCACACUUCGUUUAUGAGCAAAUAUCUUUAAUAUGGAAUUGAAGUUUCGUUCAAACUUUUUGUUUUUGGGAUUUUUUUCUCGAAAAGAAGUAGGCAUGCUGGAAAAAGUCGGUCUCUUUUUUUCAUUGAGAUGUCAACGGUUUUUAAAGUACUUAUUUCUUCAUUAUGUGGCGAGUUUGGAACUCAGUUUUUUUCGGAAAUUCUGGCCUUUAUUCUUACAAAGUUUCCCUCUUUGUCAGAAUUUUUUUCUAUUUUUCACUGAAAAAGAAAGUACUCUCAAAUCUCAAUAAACACUAUUUCGCACCUAACAUAUUUUUGUUUUUCAGGGCAAGUCAAUCAGGUUGAUAGGAAAAAUUAAUUGAAAAAAACACAAAUAAUUUCCUAUAUUAAAGGACCUUCUCGAUCGACCCCUAACGUUAUAACUUUUAUGGGCUCUCUGUUCAGACUGACAAAAAUGUUUACACGACGAGAACCGACGCAAAAUCGCAUCUUUUUCACAAUAUCCACACUGCUGACGUUAUUCAGUUCUUUGAACUUUUUGAUUAUGGGUUCCCAAUUGGGCAGCCAGUAUUUGGUUUUUCGGCACUCAAAGCCUUACCCCAAUCGAGAAUUUUACACAUUUUGGACACUCAAAAAGCUAAAAAUAACUUCAACAUUUUCAAAAAUGCCCACUAUAAAAAAGCGGCCGACUGUUCCGGCACAUCCACAAGGUUUCUCAAACGUGUUUCAUAUUGGCACCAUGGUAGACUUUCCUUAUUUUUUUGUGUCUAAUCUCAAAAAUAAGUGCCGCAAAUCUCAAUGAAGUUCCAUGAAGUAGCUGAAUGGGAAAGUUAGGCUUCACGACAAAAUAAAAAAAGAAAUUUAAUUUUUUCUUGCUGUAAAAAUUAAUUAAAAACUUGAUUUUGUUGGAGGCUUUUGAUUGCUUGAAUCGAUUGCAUCAACUCAAAAAGUUUAAUGUUUUAUAAUUUAACGCAGGUUUUGAGCUUGGAUGGUUGGUGUUCAGCUAUUCUGUUUUACAGCUUUUUUUUUACAAGAGGAACCGUUUUUCUGAUUUUUUUUGUUAUGGUCUCUGGGCUUCUAAAAAGUGCUCUGUGUUUACAGGUCGUCUUGGCUAGGCGGAGUUUUUCAAACAGUUAUCGGUGGGAUAUUAUAAGUUAUUUUUUCAAAAAGCUGAUUUGCAGUAUUGACGUACUGAGUUGA